UCCCCCAGUCCUCGCUUGCAGAUGCCUGUUGCUUCAGCCGCGUUCUCUCGGAGUCGUGCAGGAGGCUCGAGCACCUCGGAACGCAUCCCGCCGCUGGGGCUGCCGGCCGGGGCAUGGGCGCUGCGGGCCUGCUCUGCGUUUUCUUGGCACUCGUCACGCCAGGGGUCCUCGGUCAGUGUAAAUUCCUGCCAAGGUAUGAUUUUGCUAAACCUAAAAUUCAGAGUGAUCAGUCUGAGUUUGCUGUUGGGACAUCUUGGGAAUAUGAAUGCCUUCCUGGGUAUAGAAAGAUGUCAUUCUCAAUCAUCUGCCUAAAGACCUCCAAUUGGUCAGAUCCUCAGCAAUUGUGUAAACGUAAAUCAUGUGGGAGUCCUGGAGAACUCCUCCAUGGCUCUGUCCUCAUGCCCACGGGUGUCCUGUUUGGGUCAAGAAUUACAUUUUCUUGUGAGAAGGGAUAUCGACUCAUUGGUGAUUCAUCUGCUACAUGUAUUAUCUCAGACAAUAUUGUAACCUGGGAUAAGGACUUGCCUUUUUGUGAAUCUAUUCCUUGUGCACCACCCCCAUCCAUCUCCAAUGGGAAUUUUUACAGCAGCAGUAAAGAGGACUUUUACUAUGGAAUGGUGGUGACUUAUAAGUGCCACGUUGGACAGAAUGGAAAAAAGUUGUUUGACCUCGUGGGUGAGAAGUCCAUAUAUUGUACCAGCAAAGACAAUCGAGUUGGCAUCUGGAGUGGCCCACCCCCUCAGUGUAUUACUUUAGUCAAUUGCCCAAUUCCAGAAGUUGAAAACGGAAUUAUGGAAUCUGGAUUUGGACGUUCAUUUUCUUUAAAUGAUACUGUGAUGUUUAGGUGUAAGCCUGGCUUUACCAUGAAAGGCAGCAACAUAGUAUGGUGCCAAGCAAACAGCAAAUGGAAUCCACCACUGCCAAGGUGCUUUAAGGGGUGUCUACCACCUCCACCUAUCAACCAUGGUAGUUAUACCAUCUUGGAUAAGGAGUUCUUUUCAAUUGGACAGGAAGUGUCUUACAGCUGUGACCCUGGCUACACCCUCAUUGGAACUAACCCUAUUCAGUGUACAUCCUUGGGAACCUGGAGCCAUACAGCCCCUGAUUGUGAAGCAAAAUCAUGUGAUGCCAUUCCAAACCAACUUCUCAAUGGCCGUGUGGUGGUCCCUCCUAAUCUCAAGCUUGGGGCAGAGGUUUCAUUUGCUUGUGAUAAGGGGUACCGAUUAAAUGGCCCAUCUUCUAGUCAGUGUGUCUCAGAAGGAAUGAGAGUACUCUGGAAUAAUAAGUUUCCUGUCUGUGAACGAAUUUUUUGUGACCCUCCUCCUCCUAUCAAAAAUGGUCGGAGUAGUUAUUCUUCUGGUCCCAUACCUCUUAACACUAUGAUAAAGUACACCUGUGAUGGUAAAUUCCGCCUCAUUGGAGAAAGAAUCAUUUUUUGUAUAAGUAAUGACCAAGUGAAGGCAAUCUGGAAUAAAGCUGCCCCUGUAUGUGAAUAUUAUAAUAAACAUGCUUUGUGCUCUGAACCCAUAGUACCAGGGGGAUACAGAGAUAGAAAAUCUAGACCACCAUACAGACAUGGUGAUUCUGUGACAUUUACCUGUAAUACCAACUUCACCAUGAAAGGAAACAAAUCCGUUUGGUGCCGAGCAAAUAAAACCUGGGGGCCGACACCACUACCCAUCUGCGAGAGUGAUUUCCCACAGGAGUGUCCAUCGCUUCCCAAGAUCCCCAAUGGACAUCACACAGGGGAGAAGAUCAUUGGCUCCUUUGCCCCAGGACUCUCUGUGACUUACAGCUGUGAACCUGGUUACUUGCUUGUUGGAGAAAAGACCAUUCGGUGUUUGUCUUCAGGAAGGUGGAGUGCUGCUCUUCCCAGGUGUAAAGAGGCACAGUGUGAACCUCCAGGACCAUUUCUCAAUGGUCAGAUAAACGCCCCUCCAAAUCUUCGGGUUGGUGUAACUGUGAACUUUCACUGUAAUGAAGGGUAUCGGUUACAAGGCCAAAGUUCUAGUCAGUGUGUAAUUGCUGGACAGCGUGCUUCUUGGACGAGGAUGCCGGUGUGCAAAGAAAUUCUUUGUGGGCCACCUCCUUCUAUUCUCAAUGGAAGACAUACAGGCAGCCCUUCAGGGAACAUUCCAUAUGGAAGCAUCAUCACAUAUUCUUGUGACCCAGACCCAGAGAAAGGAGUGAGCUUCAACCUUAUUGGGGAGAAAACUAUCCGUUGUACCGCCGACAGUGAGAAGACUGGAGUCUGGAGUAGUCCUGGCCCACGGUGUGAACUUUCUAGCUCUGCCAUUCGGUGUCCACCUCCCCAGAUCCUAAGAGGCCAUAUAUCAUCUGGACAGAAAGAACAAUAUUCCUAUAAUGACACCGUGGUAUUUGCUUGCACAUUUGGCUUCACCAUGAAAGGCAGCAAGGAGAUCCGAUGUAAUGGCCAAGGUGCAUGGGAGCCAUUGGCUCCAGUCUGUGAAAAGGGGUGCCAAGCCCCUCCUAAAAUCCUCAAUGGGCAAAAGGAAGAUAGACACAUGGUCCGCUUUGACCCAGGAACAUCCAUAAAGUACAGCUGUGACCCUGGCUAUGUGCUAGUGGGAGAACAAACCAUACAUUGUACUUCUGACGGGGUGUGGACACCCACUGCCCCCGAAUGCAAAGUGGCAGAGUGUGAACCUAUAGAAAAACAAGUCUUUAUCAAACCCCAGGAUCAGUUUAUUAGACCAGAUGUUAACUCUUCUUGCGAUGAAGGGUACUGGUUAGGCGGGAGUGUUUAUCUGUUGUGUCGAGGUGAGAUUCCUUGGUUUAUGGAGCGUCGUCUUUGUGAAGAAAUCACCUGCACACCACCUCCUGUGAUUGACAAUGGGAAACACACAGGGAAUAUCUCAGGAAAUGUUCCGUAUGGAACCACGGUCACCUAUACAUGUAACCCUGGGCCUGAGAGCGGAGUGAAAUUCAACCUCAUUGGAGAGAGCACCAUCCGUUGUAUAAGCAAUGACCGAAAAAGGGGCAUCUGGAGUGGCCCCGCCCCUGCCUGUAAACUUUCCCUCCCUGCUGUUCACUGUUCACCUGCCCACGUUGCAAAUGGAUACAAGAUAUCUGGCAAGGAAGCCCCAUAUUUCUACAAUGACAGUGUGACAUUCAAGUGUAAUGACGGAUUUACUCUGAAGGGCAGCAGUAAGAUUCGUUGCAAAGCCAAUAACACCUGGGAUCCUGAAAUACCAGUUUGUGAAAAAGGCUGCCAGCCACCUUUUGGGCUUCAGCAUGGUCGGCAUACAGGUGGAAGUAGGGACCUUUUUGUCUCUGGGAUGACUGUACACUACACCUGUGACCCUGGCUACUUGCUUGUGGGAAACAAAUCCAUCCACUGUAUGCCUUCAGGAAAUUGGAGUCCUUCUGCCCCUCGGUGUGAAGAAGCACUGUGUCAACCUGUGAGAGACGAUCUUCAAGAGCCUCCCGUUUAUUCACAUGUGGUACCAGUUAAUACGUCCUGUCAAGAGGGGUACUGGAUGACUGGACAUGCUUAUCAGAAGUGUCAAGAUACUGAGAACAGAGUUUGGUUCCAAAAGAUUCCACUUUGUAAAGCUGUUCACUGCCCGCCUCCACCUGUGAUUGACCAUGGAUGGCACAGGGGUGUGAUGGCCGAACACUUUCUAUAUGGAGAUGAAGUCUCUUAUGAGUGUGACCAGGGAUUCUACCUUCUGGGAGAGAAAAAUAUCCGAUGCAUAAGUGAUCCUGAAGGACAUGGAUCUUGGAGCAGACCUAUCCCCCAGUGCUUAAAAUCUGUACCUGUGACUCACUGCCCUAACCCAGAAGUCAGACAUGGAUAUAAGCUAAACAAAACUCGCUCUUCAUAUUCCCACAAUGACACAGUCUAUGUUGCCUGCAAUCCCGGCUUCAUCAUGAAUGGCAGUCACUUGAUUAGAUGUCAUACCAAUAACCAGUGGGUGCCAGGUGUACCAACUUGUAUCAGAAUGGCUUUCUUAGGAUGUCAGCCUCCGCUUAAGAUACCCAAUGGGAAUCAUACUGGUGGAGAUCUAGCUCGAUUUCCUUCCGGAAUGUCAAUCCUGUACAGCUGUGACCAAGGCUACCUGCUGGUGGGAGAAGCCUUCCUCCUUUGCACACAUGAGGGAACCUGGAGUCAACCUGCCCCUUAUUGUAAAGAGGUAAACUGUAGCUCCCCAGAGUAUAUUAGUGGACUCCAGAAGGGGCUGGAGCCUGGGAAAAUGUAUCAGUACGGAGCCGUGGUCACUCUGGAGUGUGAAGAGGGGUACACCCUGGAAGGCAGUCCUCAGAGCCAGUGCCAGGACGAUCACGGAUGGAACCCGCCCCUGGCUGUUUGCAAAUCGCCAGCCUCGCUUGCUCCUCUUCUUUGUGGUCUUUCUGCAGGUUCGGUACUUCUUAUAUUCUUGAUUAGUGUCACCUUAUGCAUGAUAUUCAAACACAGAGAACGCAAUUAUUAUACAGAUAAAAGCCCUAAAGAAGAUAUUCAUUUAGAAACACAAGAAGUAUACUCUAUUGAUCCGUACAACCCAGCAAGCUAAUCAGAAGACAAACAGAGUGCGUUGUUCUUGGAUCCUAUUGCACAUCAGUUCGGAAGAAGCUAUCGUAAUAUCAGCAAGUCUAUGUGUAUGGUUUCGACAUCAAUGAAAUGAUUUUAUAAGCUAUGAUUUCCCAUACACACUUUCUCUCAAGCAGAACAAAGAAAGUUUGCUUGAUAACAAAGACGGGAGCCCAGUCUCCCCACCACACUCUCUUCAAGGACUUUUUGAAGGCUCCCCUGUGAUGCGUCUGGAGCCUGGCUAUGGCUCCAGACAAGGAACAGAACUCCGAAAGUGUCGCCAUUUUAAGGAAGGCGCUAAAAAGCUUUGCCCUCCUAACUCGACCAUUCUGCUGUAAUCAGCAUGCUUACUGUCACCAUAUACUUUUGGUUCUGGAGUGGUUUUAACUAUUUAAGCAAAAGAGAGAGCAUUUCAUGUGGUUAUAAAGGGCAUACUUUUGUUGGGAAGUCUAAUUUUAUUUUAAUAGUAGCAUCUUGCUCUCAUAUGGUUAAACGUUUCACCUUUAUUUCCACUUGGUCUGAAGGUUGUUGUUGUUCUUAUCUCCCCCACAAUGUAUACUUUUUCUUUCCAUAUUCACUCAGUAAUUCCAAUUUGCACAGUUUUUUUUCAUUACAGGAAUCAAGUUUCCAUUGUAAGGUUUUGGUAUACAAUUCAGGCUUCAGAUAUUUCCUUGGCAGUUUUGUCAAAGCUCUGUGUCCUUUAAUAAUGUGU
Hyaena hyaena (striped hyena) is the source of this 5264-nucleotide messenger RNA. RefSeq names its product complement C3d receptor 2 (gene CR2). The record is from RefSeq and is a predicted model, not a curated record. The coding region runs from base 114 to 4535 and encodes 1473 amino acids. The transcript has 27 exons. Lineage: Eukaryota; Metazoa; Chordata; Mammalia; Carnivora; Hyaenidae.